AUGUCUUAUCCUUCACGAUAUUCUGCUUGGCGGCGAAGCCAGGGCACCAUGGGCUCACAUGCGAAUCCCCUCACUAUCAAUCUCCACAACAACGAGGAAUUGCCCAAAGAUUUGGCUUCACAUGAUGUUGUGAUUAAGAUACAUGCAGUUUCAUUGAAUCGCCGCGAUUUCACCAUGCUCAACGGCGAGUAUCCCGUCCCGCUUGAGAGUGGCGGUGUACCCUGUUCCGACGCUGCGGGAGAGGUUGUUGCUACAGGAAAUGCUGUUUCCCAGUUUUCUGUUGGCGACCGGGUUGUCCCAAUUCCACCUAUUGGGGACCACUACCCGGAUAAUGAUGGGUGGCAUUGGAAUAUCGGAGUACAGGAGCCAGGGAUGCUUCGCGAAUAUGCGAUCUGCCAGGAGAGGGAUCUUUUCCCUCUGCCAGACAAUCUAUCAUGGGAAGAGGCGACUUGGACCGCUUUGGAUUGUAUGAAGACUAUGCCUAAAGAUGGUGUUGUUUUACUACAAGGGACUGGCGGCAUUAGCAUGAUUGCGCUGAUGCUAUGUCUUGGAGCUGGCGUUCAGCCAAUCAUCACGUCAUCGUCAGACGAUAAGCUUGAAACUAUCAGGAAGAUCAGCCCUAGGAUUUUAGGGAUAAACUACAAGACGACUCAUGACCAAGUAGCAGAAGUCAAACGUCUCACCAACGGCCGAGGUGUUGACUAUGUCCUCAACAAUACAGGUAUUCCGAGUGUAAUUGAUGACAUUGAGAUGUUGCGCGAACGAGAUGGGACAGUGUCUCUUGUCGGUGCCCUCGGCGGAUUUGAAUCUGUUUGGAAGCACUCAGAGCUGAUAAAGCUCAUGACGAAACGAGCUAAGUUAAAGGGCGUUGUCCUGGGAACGAAGGCAGAGUUUAGGGACAUGGUGCAAUUCAUUGCAGACAAAAACGUUUCUCUAACACUAGCUAUCAAUGAACGUUCUUUCGCGUUCAAGGAUGCUAAGGAUGCGUAUGACCUACUUGAGUCUAAUAACUUCUGUGGAAAGAUCGUGAUCAAGGUAGCGGAGUAG
Messenger RNA from Fusarium graminearum PH-1, 1047 nucleotides. RefSeq lists its product as uncharacterized. The coding region runs from base 1 to 1047 and encodes 348 amino acids. The transcript is spliced from 4 exons. The record is from RefSeq and is a predicted model, not a curated record. Lineage: Eukaryota; Fungi; Ascomycota; Sordariomycetes; Hypocreales; Nectriaceae. Gene Ontology annotation, molecular function: oxidoreductase activity.